Messenger RNA from Nothobranchius furzeri (turquoise killifish), 2175 nucleotides. The record is from RefSeq and is a predicted model, not a curated record. Lineage: Eukaryota; Metazoa; Chordata; Actinopteri; Cyprinodontiformes; Nothobranchiidae.
AUCCUUUAAUUGUGUGGAAAUGAUUGAUGGAUUUAAAAAUAAUUUUCAUAAUACUUCCCCCUUUUUCUAUAUUUCUUAGUAUGUUCCUCUAUCUGGCACGAGAAAUGUUUCAACAACACCAUGAGGGAUUCUUCAUUGGUUUCUGAAGAAAGUGACCCAAGUGAUGAAGUGUCAGAGGAAGAAUAUGUCCCUGAUUCUGUAAGCUCUUCAAGUGAUUCAGACAAAAUCUCAGAUAAGAAGCUACCACAACGUGAACAGUUUGAAGUUCAAGAAGAAGAAAUGUCUUUAAAGACUACUGCAAGAACUGAGGAUGCGGAGAACAUCCAGUCGUCUAGUGUAUCUUCUACUGAGAAGAAAAAUUAUUGCUUUGUUUGUGACAAGCCACAAUCUAAACUUGCUCGACACUUCCAAGUUCAUGAGAAGACACAUGCAGAAGUUGCUGAAGUUUUGGCUCUACCAAUAAAUUCGAAAAUGCGUAAACUAAAGUUGGAUCGUUUAAGGAACAAGGGAAACUGUAAACACAACUCUGAGGUUUACAAAAGUGGCAGUGGACUGCUAAAAAUCAAACGCAAACCAAAGAAGAUAUAUGACUUGAACCAGUAUGUGCACUGCACUUAUUGCCAAGGGCUUUAUCUUCGCAAGCACUUCUGGCGACAUGCUCAUAAAUGUAAAGCAAAACCACUGCAAGAUGAACAAGAGAGUGGAAGGGUCUUGACUUUGGCCUCAAUGGUGGACUCAUCCUUGUGUCAACAAAUAUCCCAAAGUGUUUGGAAGCUCUUAUCUGUGAUGAGAGAUGAUGAAGUGGCUACUGCUGUACGAAGUGAUUUUAACAUACUUCAGCUUGCACAGUCAUUUUUUAAUAAACAUGGCCAAGAUCCCACCAAGCACGAAUAUAUUCGUCAGAAGAUACGUGAAGUUGGAAGACUCCUUCUAAUCCUGCGCAAAGAUUAUUCAGUAUACAAUCUUGAAGAAGCAGUCAGGCCUUCAAAUUUCCAUACACUUGUCCAAGCUGUUAAGAAAGUCUCAGGGUUUGAUGAAGAAAAGCAUUCAUUCCAAACGCCAAGCCUUGCUCUGAAGUUAGGGCAUUCGUUGCACAAGAUUUGUGACAUUAUAAACUGUAAAGCUUUGAUGACAGGAGACUGUGAGCUAAAAAAGUCAACCCAAGCUUUCAAAAAACUGUACUCAACUAAGUGGUCUGAACUAGUGUCUCACACAGCUUUAACCACCUUAGAUGACAAGCACUUCAACAAACCAUCCACUCUCCCGUUCACUGAGGAUGUUAAACGUCUUCACCAACAUCUUGAAAAGGUUGGAAAUUCAGCAUCAGAGACCUUGAAAUGCGAUCCAUCACCACAAGCCUAUGGAGAACUUUGUAAAACUACACUGUCAAAAAUAAUUUUGUUCAACCGAAGACGAGGGGGAGAGGUUUCUAAAAUGCACCUGUCUGCCUUUGCUAUGAGGGACACAUCUCCUUUACAUAAAGAUGUUGCACUUGGUCUUUCACAAUUUGAACAAAAACUCUGUGCCCAUUUCAGCCGUGUUGAAAUUAAAGGUAAGAGGGGGCGAAAGGUUGCUGUACUAUUGUCGCCAGACAUGGUGGAAGCCAUCAACAUUCUCAUCAGCAGAAGACAAGAGUGUGGAGUGCCACAGAAAAACCCUUUUCUCUUUGCUCGACCCCACUGUCUCACUCCGUUUCGCGCACAGGACUGUCUGAGGCUUUAUUCAAAUCAGUGUGGUGCUCAAAGACCUGACCUGCUUCGAUCAACACAACUACGCAAGCAUGUUGCAACAUUAUCACAGGUUUUGAAUCUCAAAAACCAUGAACUGGACCAAGUUGCUGACUUUCUGGGACAUGAUAUUCGUGUUCAUAGAGAAUAUUAUAGGCUGCCAGAGGCCACAACCCAACUUGCAAAAAUAUCAAAAUUACUUAUUGCAUUGGACAAAGGGGCACUUUCUGAUCUUCAAGGCAAAACACUGGAGGAGAUAGAAAUUGAAGAUGAGCUUGACCUGACAGACUCUGAUGGAGGUGAAGAAAGUGAGACCGAGGAAUUGACAGAAUGCAGCACAAAUGAAGAACCCAGUGAACCUCCAGGCACCAGAGAUGGUAUGGAUAUCCAUCAGCAUGUUUAUUUCAAACUGACUUGGUGUUUUUGUACUUGAUAAUGUCAUUUAUAU